UUACUUGAAAAUGACAAAAUUAAGAGUCAACUUUUCAGUUAUCAUCAUGGGCUGGACUCGCCAUCUUUCACCAUCAUGAACAUAAUAACUGUCAUCAGUCGAGGUUUCUCUCUCUUUCCCAUCUUUCUCGCUCUCAUCAUUGAUUAUAAUAAUUUAGUAUUUAAACGCGUGUGAUUGACAUUACAUUUGCAACUCCCUUGGUUACAAUUCAUUUAAAUUAACAUGAAAAACUUUGAUAAGUAAAAGCAAAAAUUCAAAUUAAUUGUUAACCAGAGGAGAUAGAUAGACAAAUAAGUAAACUGUCCAACGCCCAAUUGAAAUUUUUACUCUCAUUCAACCUUUCCUUCAUCACAAUCAACAUCAUUAGGAUCACCAUCAACACAUCUCAACAUCAUUUAAUAUACAAAUGAUAAUACUUUGUAUUACCUUUUGUUUUUCUUGUUGUUUUCAAACAAAACACCAUCUAAAGCAUGAUAAAAAAAUGAGUCAACUGGUAACCCACACAGUCUACAAUAUGACUGAAUAAUUAACAAUGUUGCAAUUGUUUGAAUUGUAAAUCAAUUAGAUUCCAAGUACAACAAUUAACAAGAUGUCAUCUUUUUUUUGAGCUGCUGAUUUGUUCACUUCCCAUUGUUUAUAUCUCUGUACAUGGUGUGUAAAAGGCAAGCAAUGACAGAAAACAAAAGGUAACCAACAAAAGACCAGAUUACCUGUUAUUAUUUGUCAACAAUUCAAACAUUAUAUGGUUCUUUCAAUGGGAAUUAAUUCAAUUUUCAAAAAUACAUGUACUUCACGCUCAAAGAGUUGUCUUGUUGAACAUGAAAGUGAAUCGUGGCCUUAGACAUAUAAUUUACUAAUUUGAUUAAGAAAUAAGAAACUAAAUCUGAAAAAUUCAAUAGAAAGCAAGUUGUCAACUGAACUGUUUACUUGUUUUAAGUAACGUAUUUUGUAUCAAACACUGAUGAGAGAUUUUGCUAAGGUUGAGUCAGAAAAGUCUGAAAUUAAAACCAUGAGAAAAUAUGGAAAAUGGAAAGAGCUUUUGGUGGACAAAUCAUACUGAAAAGGUUAAGUGGUUACCUAAUGUUUGUCUCAAAUUGUAGUCUAAAUGUCUCAUGUCUAGUCAUGGUGGAGAUGGAAGUGAAGAUAAGCCGCCAUUAAACCGUUACAGCUCAACACUUUAACCUCUUUGUUCAACUUUUGUUUAAAAUAAACAUUCAGUUUGAAACAAUAAGUCAUAACCUUUGAAUCCUGUGAAACUUGACAAAUCUAUCGGAUUUUCACGUUAAACCAACAAGCAAUUUCACUUUAUCUUGAAGGAUUAACCUUUUAGGAUUGACAUAUUUGUACCAAAUCUUUUGUUUUUCUUGUAUUGUUUCUCCCACAAAGCGAUAGUCUCAAGAUGGCUGUGAGCGCCAAUGUUAACAGUCACCGUUAAACUGCAAUAACCAUGUGGCUAACCAGUCUUAACAAUUUCUCAAUUCAAUUUCGUCUGUUUCUAACCAUUUGGAUAAAAGUAUUGUAACCUUGAACAUGUCAACACUUUUUUUAGAGGAUCAAAAAAGUAAAAAUGCUCAGGAUGAGUUGCUGCUGAAUCAACCACCACCAACAUCAACAUGGCUUGGUUCCGCUUUCCUCUUUUACUUCAUCGUUUCCAUCAUUUUCACCUUUAUCACCAACACAAUAAUCUUCAUAAUGAACGUAUUUAUUUUUAUCUAGUGAGUUUAAUUUUUUUAUUUUCUAGUGUUUUGGUGAACCCAAUGGUUAUUGAUGUUUUCAGUGAUAAUGGUAAACCAAUUAGACCAGUUUCUUGUUUUGAUGCCAAAGGUAACAAAGGAACUUGCAUGUUCUCAUUAGCAUGUCGACAAUCAAAAGGUAAGCCUAUUGGCAUCUGUAAGGAUACAAUUUACGCUAAAAGCUGCUGUCAACUUCCUGGUGAUCAACCCAAGCCAUCAAAUGGAUUUACUAGUAAUAUUUAUUCCACCACUGUGCCUAAAUUGCCAUCAUCAACAUUGACAACGACAACUAAAACUACACAAGUAUUAACUACUUUAACAACUUCAUCUUCAUCUCUACCUUCACCUUCACCUCCGCCUUUACCUUCACCUUCGUCUUUACCUUCACCCUCGCCUUUACCUUCAUCACCACCGACAACAAAUGCAACACAAACCUCAACAACUCAAGCACCAAUUACGAAAACUACUCCUACUACACCUACUACUUCUACUUCUACUACUCCUUCUACAACAACCGCUGCUCCUACUACUGGUCUCACUAAUGGUACAAAUUUAACCACAACAGGAAGGCCAACUGUGACAACACCGGUGGUCGAAAAAGAGUCAUCAAGCACCUCAACCAUGUCACCGACUGUAACCUUGUCCUCGUCACCAUUAAUCCUUCAAGAGUCUAGCUCAACAAUCGGUCAAACUAUUGCAGAUCAUCCAUCAAGCAUUACACCUUUACCGGCAACACUACCAACCACAAUGAUAUCAACCUCAGCUAAAACAGAGGCUACAUUAUCAAGUUUACCAUGGAUCUCAUCAUCAACUACAACGCAUGUUACGUCAUCCUCAUCAACAACUGAACCAACAACAAUACUCAAUACUGAAACAACACUUUCAACAGAUACAAUAUCAACAAUAAUAUCUUCAUCAACAUCAUCAUCUUUCUUAACUGAUACCGUUACAGAAACAGUAACAACAGAAAUACCUUCUUCUCCUUUCUCUACUGCUUCCACUGAUUUAACUUCAACUACAGCUUCAUCUUCACCAUCAACCAAACUAUCAACGUUGUUUACUGAAAUCAGUUCAGUUUCGCCUUUGGCCAUUUCUUCUUCCCAAUCAAUUACAUCAACACCAAUUACACCAGCAACAUUACCCGAUUCGGUAGGAAAUCUUUUGAAUAAAAUACUCAACGUACAAAGGCCUUAUAACAAUAAAUUAGAUUGUGGUGUUAGCCCUUUAAAGUCAAUGGCACGGGUUGUUGGAGGUCGAAAUGCACAUUUUGGUGAAUGGCCUUGGCAAGUUUUAAUUAAAGAGGCAACUUGGCUUGGUUUAUGGAUGAAAACCAAAUGUGGUGGAGUCCUCAUUGAUCAUCGUUGGGUUUUAACAGCAGCUCAUUGUCAACCAGGAUUCUGGGGUUCAUUAUUAGUAGUUGUUGGUGAAUACGAUUUAACUGGUGAUGUUGAAAAUUUGAAGCCCAUUCAGAAACCAGUUAAACGGAUGAUUGUUCAUCGUAAUUAUAAUCCAACAACAUUUGAGAAUGACAUUGCUCUGAUGGAAUUGGAAUCACCAUUUGAUGUUCAACCUCAUGUUGUUCCUAUCUGUCUUCCUGAACCAGGAGAAGAGUUUGUUGGCCAAGUAGCUCAUGUUGCUGGUUGGGGUAAAUUAAGCUAUGGUGGACCAAUACCUUCAAUACUUCAAGUGGUUAAACUACCGAUCCUUGCAAAUGAUAAGUGCCAAGAAAUGUUCAAUAAUGCUGGUCAUGAUAAAGAGAUUAAAUCAACCUUUCUUUGUGCUGGUUACACUGAUGGUGGUAAAGAUUCGUGUGAAGGUGAUUCUGGUGGACCUUUGAUGGUUCAAAAAAGUAACGGUCAUUGGGUUCUGGUUGGUACCGUUUCACAUGGAAUUAAAUGCGCUGAGCCCAACUUGCCCGGUGUUUACAUGAAAACCGCCGCCUACAGAUUAUGGAUUGACAAUAUAAUCAACAAAACUGUUAACCAAAACAAUACCAAUCAAACUAGUAGCAAUAAUAAUAAUAAUAUCAGUAAAACUCAAUUGAAAACAUGAUAAUUGCUAAGCUAUUAUUAUUACUAUCUAUUAGAAGCAUGAAUGGUAUUAGUUUAAAAUUGAUUAAUUUAAUUGUAAAUUGUCUUGUUGUAAGUACUUUUUGUUUACCAAAAAAAGCAAUUCAAAAAAAUAUACUUUUUCCAUUGAA
Molecule: messenger RNA, 3933 nt
Organism: Tetranychus urticae (two-spotted spider mite)
Lineage: Eukaryota; Metazoa; Arthropoda; Arachnida; Trombidiformes; Tetranychidae
Biological process (GO): proteolysis
Molecular function (GO): serine-type endopeptidase activity
Source: RefSeq, a predicted model, not a curated record